CUAUCUAUUGCCUUCUACACUCAUCUCUCCCUCUCCCUCUCUCUCUCUCUCUCUCUCACUCACACACACUCUCUCUCUCUGCCUCUGCCUCAAUUCUGUUCUGUCUCUCAUUCAUUAUGAAACAGAACAGAUUGUGAGAGAGGAGGCUCUAAAAUAUUUGGAAAGCAGAUAAUUUGUUUUCUGGGCUUUCCUUUUUCUGGGUAAAACAGAGAGAAAGAGAAUAAAUAAAAGAAGACCUGAAUUGUUUUUUUUUUUUUUUAAAGACCUGAAUUAUCGCAGUUUCUAUGUCAAUCUAAGAUUUUCACUCCAUUUCAUCCACAUUGUUAGAAAUUCAUUAUCCAUAUCAAAAUUAGAUCUACUGCUCUUGUUUUUGUAGUCACCUUAUCUUCUAUUUUCCUCUGUUAUCUUCUUCUCUGUUGAGACAGAAAAAAACAGAGAUGGCUGAAGAAUCACCAAAAUUCAUAAUCCCAGAAGUAUUCCAGGUUUCAAGAGGAGAAUUUGGAGACCAACUUGGGUUGAUUUGGGAAUUAGUUAAAGCUCCAUUGAUAGUUCCUUUGCUGCAACUUGGGGUUUAUAUUUGCUUAACAAUGUCUCUUAUGCUCUUCAUGGAGAGGCUUUACAUGGGUGUUGUUAUUAUUCUUGUAAAGCUUUUUUUCAAAAAACCAGACAAACGUUACAAAUGGGAAUCUUUGCAAGAAGAUGAGGAAUCAGGCAACUCGGAUUUUCCUGUUGUUCUUAUCCAAAUCCCAAUGUUCAAUGAAAGAGAGGUUUACAAAGUCUCAAUUGGGGCAGUGUCUAAUCUUUCUUGGCCAGCGGAUCGUUUGGUGAUCCAAGUCCUUGAUGAUUCAACCGACCCAGAAAUCAAGCAAAUGGUGGAGCAAGAAUGCCAGAGAUGGGCAAGCAAAGGAGUAAAUAUAAGGUACCAAAUUAGAGAAAACAGAGGAGGAUAUAAAGCUGGAGCUUUAAGAGAUGGGCUUAAGAAAGGCUAUGUCAAACAUUGCCAGUAUGUGGCUAUGUUUGAUGCUGAUUUUCAGCCAGAUCCUGAUUUUCUCAAACGUUCUAUUCCUUUCUUGGUUCACAAUCCUGAAAUUGCCCUUGUUCAAGCUCGCUGGAGAUUUGUGAAUGCAGAUGAGUGCUUACUGACAAGAAUGCAAGAGAUGUCAUUGGAUUACCAUUUCACUGUGGAGCAAGAAGUUGGUUCAUCAACUCAUGCAUUCUUUGGCUUCAAUGGGACUGCUGGGAUAUGGAGAAUUGCUGCAAUUAAUGAGGCUGGUGGGUGGAAGGACAGAACCACAGUGGAAGAUAUGGAUCUUGCCGUCCGAUGUAGUCUCAGGGGAUGGAAAUUUCUUUACCUUGGUGACCUCCAUGUGAAAAGUGAACUUCCUAGUACUUUCAAGGCCUUCAGGUACCAGCAGCACAGGUGGUCCUGUGGUCCUGCUAAUCUCUUCAGGAAAAUGGUGAUGGAAAUAGUUAGAAAUAAGAAAGUGAGAUUCUGGAAGAAGGUUUAUGUGAUCUACAGCUUCUUCUUCGUUCGCAAGAUCAUUGCUCAUAUGGUCACCUUCUGGUUCUACUGUGUUGUUCUUCCAUUAACCAUUUUGGUUCCUGAGGUUCAAGUUCCAAUUUGGGGAGCUGUUUAUAUCCCUUCAAUUAUUACUAUUCUAAAUUCAGUAGGCACUCCAAGGUCGAUUCACUUACUAUUCUAUUGGAUCUUGUUCGAAAACGUGAUGUCCUUGCAUCGAACAAAGGCGACACUCAUCGGUCUGCUGGGUGCAGGAAGAGCUAAUGAAUGGGUUGUCACUGAAAAACUUGGAAACACACUUCAGAAAAAUGCAGAUGCUGCCAAGAACAAGACCAGUGUCAAAACGGCUCGAAGACCUCGGUUCAAAUUCACCGACAGGAUUAACAAAUUGGAACUAGGAUUUGCAGCAUUCUUAUUCUUAUGUGGAUGUUAUGAUUUUGUUCAUGGCAAGAACAACUACUUUGUAUACCUUUUCCUCCAAACUGUUACCUUCUUCAUCACCGGAAUCGGCUACGUCGGAACCAUCAUCCCCAGCUCUUAGCAGCAUCAGCAGCAGCAGCUAGUUACAUCGAAAAAUCGGCGCGCAGCCUUUUUCGUGUUUCAUAUGUUGUGUUUAUGUUUAUUUUUUACUCUACUAUUUAAUAUGCUUGGCAACAAAUGCCAUUCUCAAAAGAAUUAAUUCUGAAUGGCUGAAGAGAAAGUAGAGGAAAAAGAAUCCCAGAAGAGAAAAUGCUGUUAUUAUGUUAGCACAUGAUACAAAGUCAGAGGACCAAAGAGGCCAGCAGAAACAGCAUCUACUUUAGGCAACAAAUAAUGAUAUUUUCUUUUAAAGAGAUUGCUUGUAGUUGGGAGAUUUUAUGUUCUUAUUUCUGUUCUCCAAUUGUUAGGUUUUCAAUAGAUUCAGCAGAAGAAGCUGCUGAUGAAAUGAAAUGGUCUACCAAUUCUAUAUUGCAGAUAUGUUCUUUUUUUCCCUCUUCAAUUGUAUUGCAUAUCUUUGAUGUAAUGAUGGAGACUUGCUUAGUACUGAAAUUCUCUCUAUAGCUGUAA
Molecule: messenger RNA, 2566 nt
Organism: Manihot esculenta (cassava)
Lineage: Eukaryota; Viridiplantae; Streptophyta; Magnoliopsida; Malpighiales; Euphorbiaceae
Product: glucomannan 4-beta-mannosyltransferase 2
Exons: 9
Coding region: 438-2060 (540 amino acids)
Cellular component (GO): Golgi apparatus
Molecular function (GO): mannan synthase activity
Source: RefSeq, a predicted model, not a curated record